Messenger RNA from Daucus carota subsp. sativus, 1314 nucleotides. RefSeq names its product bidirectional sugar transporter SWEET16-like. The coding region runs from base 66 to 1019 and encodes 317 amino acids. NCBI's taxonomy places the organism in Eukaryota, Viridiplantae, Streptophyta, Magnoliopsida, Apiales, Apiaceae. Gene Ontology annotation, molecular function: sugar transmembrane transporter activity. The record is from RefSeq and is a predicted model, not a curated record. The transcript is spliced from 6 exons. Gene Ontology annotation, cellular component: membrane. Gene Ontology annotation, biological process: carbohydrate transport.
CAUUCCUGCCUCCUAUCUUCUUCAUUACAGAGCUAUUCCUAUCUGCAAUUUAAGACUCCGGAGAAAUGGUGGCCAUUGAUUUCAUAGUCGGCAUCAUAGGAAAUGUGAUAUCAGUAAUAAGUUAUGUGGCUCCAGUAGGGCAGUUUACGGAGAUUGUGAAGAAGAAAUCGGCUGAGCACUACGAUGGAUCUCCCUACGUGACAUCUCUGUUGAGUUGCUGUCUGUGGACAUUGUACGGUAUUCUUGACCCAGAUGAUGGUGUGCUAGUUGUCACUGUGAAUGCCAUAGGUGUAUUCUCGCAAGUCAUUUAUCUUGCUCUGUUACUUCUCUACUAUCCUAAAGAUAAGAAGGUGAAGUACUCAGGCUUUAUUUUAGUUGACAUACUAUUUUUCGGAGUUGUGAUUGCUGUUACGAUGGCUGCAUUCCAUGAAGAAUCAAGGCGUACCUUUGUUGGUAUAUUAUGUGCAUCAUUCACUGUAAUAAUGUAUGCAUCACCUCUGACAGUCGUGAGAACGGUAAUACAAACAAAGACAGCCGAAUACAUGCCUGUUUUCCUAAUAUUUACUCUCUGGCUAAAUGGGGUGAUUUGGAUGGUGUUUGCACUGCUACUCAGUGAUUUCUUCAUCUUAGUGCCAAAUGCAGUUGGAAUUCUGUUGGGCACCAUCCAGCUUCUCGUAUACUUCGUAUACAGAAACUCAUCACCAUCCGUGCCCGAGGACUACUCCGAAGAAAUGCAGAAAGGUGGUGUUCUCAUGCAAGCCACAGAGGAAACCGAGGAGUUCCCAAAAGGCGUUGUUAUCGCGCAAACCACAGAAGAAACAAAUGCAGCUGCAGAACAGAAAGUUGAGGCUCCCCCAACAGGAUCAAACAUGCGAAAUCCUUCACUUUCCAGAAUGUUCAGCUUCAAAAAGGCGCAGAGUGGUAUUUCUUUGUCACGCAAUGCGUCGCGCUCUGUUUCACGCUCAAGUUUGCAGAAUGGAUUUGAUCUGGAGAGUGGGAGGAGCUCACAAGAUUCUUGAUCAAAUUUUAUCAAACGCAUAAUAAGCGAAGUGCUCCAAUUCGAUGAGGCCAGCUUUGUUUCAAUACUUUACGUUUUGCCAAAUCUUUUAAUGUAUUUUUUUUUAUAAGCUCCGGUUAAUUCUAUACGGUUGAUAUAUCAAGAUAAUGGUAUGAAAUUUUAUUGGGGUUGUAUAUGGGCCUAAUCGUGUUUGAUAUCAUGCCAACUAAUGGGCUUAACAUAAUAUUAUUUCCUUUAGUCCACGGCCCAACACCAGAAAUUUGGAACUCGUUUUCAUAUUACGGGCUGCGGGUUUU